Zasmidium cellare ATCC 36951 is the source of this 939-nucleotide messenger RNA. RefSeq lists its product as uncharacterized. Gene Ontology annotation, cellular component: plasma membrane. The coding region runs from base 1 to 939 and encodes 312 amino acids. Gene Ontology annotation, molecular function: water channel activity; glycerol channel activity. The record is from RefSeq and is a predicted model, not a curated record. Gene Ontology annotation, biological process: water transport; glycerol transmembrane transport. The transcript is spliced from 4 exons. Lineage: Eukaryota; Fungi; Ascomycota; Dothideomycetes; Mycosphaerellales; Mycosphaerellaceae.
AUGCAAGCCGAAGCCAGUACGAGCGGUGUUGCACGAGACCUGGAAUCGGACUACAAGAAUGCAUUGCAGCAGUACAGCAGUCGGCAUGUCGUUCUCCGACCUCCUGUAAGCCAACGCAGACUGGACUUUGAGUACAGACGACCCCAGCCUUUGAGAGAGUGCAUUGCAGAAGCUGUGGGGGUCUUCAUAUAUGUCUUCCCAGGCUUCGCCUCCAUCGCAGCCAUCAACCUCAACAUAAUCUCACCCAUAGUCACUCUCUUCGGCUCACUGUUUCAAGUCGGCCUGGCAUUCGGCGUCGGCAUAGCACUCGCCAUCACUGUAUGCGCUCCCGUCUCCGGUGGACACUUCAACCCAGCCGUCACACUUUGCUUCGCAGUGUGGGGAGGCUUCCCGUGGAGAAAAGUCCCACUCUUCAUCCUCAGCCAGAUCUUUGGAGCGUUCAUGGCCGGUAUUGUUCUCGUGGGUUGCUACUGGCCUCAAAUCCAAACCGUGAAAGCGGCCGAGAUCGCCAAGUCUGGGAGUGCCGUGUACAAUGGCGGUGCUGGCGGGAUUCUAUGCCCAUUCCCACCAGAAGACCAGACGAAUCUCGGCUACCUAGUGUUGCCAGAGUUUGUCGGCUCAGCACUCCUAUCCAUGUCUCUCUCCAUGAACAGCGCUCGCGAUCUGGGGCCUCGCAUCGUCACGGCAAUCUUCUUCGGAUCUGAGGCUUUCACUUAUAAGAAUUUCGCUUGGAUCCCAAUUCUGGUAAACAUCCCGGCUUAUCUGCUGGGUGCGGGGUUUUACGAGUAUGUGUUUCGGGAUAGCGUUAGGAGUGUGCAUAUGGGUCUUGAGACACAUCGUGAGGGGAGGCAGGGCAUGGCAAGAGGCUGCACACAAGGCUGUGAUGCCGGCAUUCACGGACUUUCUGCUCCGAAUCCCGUUCACUGCCCGUGCGGCUAG